This is a messenger RNA of Meloidogyne enterolobii, 1059 nucleotides long. The record is from the annotation of a GenBank genome assembly. NCBI's taxonomy places the organism in Eukaryota, Metazoa, Nematoda, Chromadorea, Rhabditida, Meloidogynidae.
AUGGCCCGAAAAAUUUUAGAAUUAAGACCCUCUGAUUUACUUUUAUUUUCUCAACAAAUUUCAAAUGGUCUUCAACAAUUAUUAAGAGCAAAUGCAGCAAAUGUACAUAGCGCUGAACAUUGGGCAAUGUUUUUCUCUAUUUUGGAAGCUGUCGGGGCUGCUGCUUAUCAAGACGAUGAUUUUGAUUUGGUGGAUAUUAUCCAUCCAGUAUCUUCUUCUCCUCCAGCUCCUUUAACUUCUCCUCAACAACCUUUACAACAACUCCCACCUUCAGAUAAAGAAUUAAGUUAUGCAAGUGGCUCUUCUCUAUACAAACGUGGAACAAUUGUAUUAACCCCAAAUUUAUCCCGUCAUGAUUCUGCAGCAUUCCUCAAAGUUGUCGAAACACUUGGAUUUUUGGGGAGAGAUGCUGCCCAUAUUACACCUGAAAAUUUUGGAUUAUUUAUUCAUUGUUUAAGAAUGAUGGUAGAAGCUAGUAUGGAUGGGGGAAAAUACACAACACCUAUCCAAUCAUUAAAUAUAACUUCGCCUACAUCUCCAAAUAAACAAGCCGGAAAUUCCUCUUCAAAUACAUCUUCAAAACAAUUUCACGUUCCCCAUGAAAAUUCUCAAAAACAACGCAAAACAAAUGAAGAUGCUAGUGGGGAUUUAGCUGAAUCAGAAGAGAAAAUGAGUGAUCAAGAAAAAUUGGCUAAUUGUUAUGUGGAUGCUUCUUUGCAAUUAUUAAACAUUUGUGCACAACUCCAAGCGAGAGCAGCAAACAUUUACAAGGAUUGGUCUGAAACAAAUGAAAUCAUAAAGAUUGAUGAAACAGCUACAAAAACGACAGAAUUAUGGUCAAAAUAUUGGAGGCCAUUGAUGCAAGCAAUUGCUAGAAUGGCUUGUGAUUGUAGACGAUUAAUAAGAAAACAGGCUUUGGAGGCUCUAGGGACUGCAUUUCGAGUACCUGCAUUGGGUGAACUUAUGAUCCCUGCCGAUUGGGAAGAUUGCUUUGCUGAAGUUCUCUUCCCUUUGUUGAGUCGAUUACUUACUGGGUAUUUUUGUUUAUUUCAAAAAUAA